Gasterosteus aculeatus aculeatus (three-spined stickleback) is the source of this 2507-nucleotide messenger RNA. It is a transcript of the gene bora, whose product is annotated as bora aurora kinase A activator. The record is from RefSeq and is a predicted model, not a curated record. Gene Ontology annotation, molecular function: protein kinase binding. Gene Ontology annotation, cellular component: nucleus; cytoplasm. Gene Ontology annotation, biological process: activation of protein kinase activity; regulation of mitotic nuclear division; regulation of mitotic spindle organization. NCBI's taxonomy places the organism in Eukaryota, Metazoa, Chordata, Actinopteri, Perciformes, Gasterosteidae.
CCAGCGGGCCUUGUGGGUGAAAUUGAAAUAAACGUUGGUUUGAACGCUCUCGCUGACGAUUGUUUGCCGACCACUCAAUGCAUUUAGCCCCGACUCGCUAACAGCUGGCUGCAGUACCAACGGAGCAUCUGCAUUUGGCACUGUAAUAUCUGAAGAUGGGGGACCGCGUCGAGCUAACGCUCCAGAUCACCCCGGAGACUCCGGGCAGGCCUUCGGUAAGGAACCCGUUCGAGAGCCCCAAUGACUACCACCAGCUGCGGGAGCCCCUGAUGCCGAGCCCCUCCGUCUUCACGUCCAAGCCCUGCAAAGUGGUCAGUGUGAACACGACUCCACCCAGGUUUAACUGGUCCAUCGAUGAGAUGGCCAGUCUCCUCCCGGUGCACAUAGACCAAGAGGACAUCCAGCGACAGUCUUUUUACCUCAGCCAGACCAGGAUGGAUUCUGACAUUGAGGAAAAGCGACAGAACGCUAUUGAACAGUUUUUCACCAAAGGAGCCAUCGUGCCCUCCCCAUGGGCAGCACCCAACACCCGUAAAGGCCCUCAAAUGUAUAUGAAAAGUUCUAAGUCUCCAGUGAUCGCAGAGGAGCCGGAAAAGAUCUCAGUUUCGUGCCAGACAACACUUUCAUUACCUGCGGCUCUCGAUUUGGAGAAAGUGCUGGGAGAUUAUUACCGCAACGACGAACCAUGCGACGGCGUGCAGGAGAGCCUCAGCUCCUCCUCCUUGAGACGGAAACUCUUCCUCGACGGGCAGGGCGCCUACUGCGGCUCCGACAGCUCCGGCCCACCGAGCCCAGAGAGGGGCCACAGCACGGCGGAGAGGCUCUCGCUGCACCGGGACGAGGGCGCCGCGGGACGAGUCCAGGGCGAAGCCGCCUCGUCCAUCUUCUUCUCCCCUCUGUCCUGUGGCGUCUCGGCCGCGACUCCCUCCACGGGUCAGUUCUCGUCCAGCCCCAUCCAGCGUGGCCGCUUCCGUGACUGCAGCCUGGGCAGCAUCGCCAGUCCCCCGUUCCCCGAUAUGUCCUCUCCUGCUGGCCUCGUCUCGCCCACAAUCUCUCCUAUAGUUGCGCGCGGAGCACGCACACCCAUAUGCUCAGCUGAGAAGAAGCAGCCGAGCCAUUUCACUCCACUGGGUGUCUCCCUGGACAACAAUCUCACCGCUUGCAACGAGAGCCCGUUAGUCGAGGGCUGCUCGCCCAUCCGGAGCUGCUCCCCCCACCAGCUGCACGGCCGCAACGAGCCGCAGCACAACGGCCGUCCCAAGCCCCGGCACAGAGUGCGCUGCCUGGCCUCGCCUCCCCUCAUCUCACCGAUCCUCGACCCCAAGAUGCAGGACGACCACGAGGCCGAGCACCAGCUCCCCUUCUCCUCUCCGUCCUCCUCCUCCUCUUCUUCUUCUUCUCUCCCCCCGAUGGAGCUGGAUCCCUCUUCCCCCCAGGCCCGCGACGGACGCCUGGAGAGAGUUGCCGCGGAUCCCACGGAGCCGGUGAAGAUGGACGAGGGCAAGGAGGCAGAAGGGAGGUCGGAGGACGAAGAGGAGGAGGAGGAGGACAGCGCGGCGCUUUCGGGGCGGCUGACCAGCUCUCGUAUGGGCAAUGUGUCGGCGGCAGAAGGCUCGCGCAUGUUCGUGUCUCUCCUGGCGGAGGGAAGCAGCAUACGCUACGAUUCCAGCAUGCAGGUGGACAGCGGUUACAACACUACCUCGGCGGGCACUGCCAGCCUCAUAGACGCCCUCGGCUUGGACUGCCACGGCAAAGAGUCCUUCAGCUCAAACCCGGCAGAAGAAGCCUUUCAACUCCCUCGACAGACCAAAGUAAAGGUAUUUUAUCAUCACCACUGAGUCGUCUGACGCAUUUUAAGGGGACGCCUCCUCCAGUGGAAGCUUGGCGUGAUGAACUCGCAAACAAAUCCAACAAAGUUUACACAUUGUUUUUGAAGCGUUUUAUGUUGCAUAGCUUCGAUUGGGGUGAUUUGUGUGACUUUGAACUCAGGAGUUUCACACCUGGUUAUUUGUGUUUUUAAGGUGUAAAGUUCACAAACGAUCAACCACAGUAUGUUUCAUCACCUGUUGGAAGGGAGAAGACUAACUCAGUCGAUAUUGUAGUUCCAGCGUGAGACUUGUAAGCAAUGAGCACAAGUCGGCGGUUCUCUCGGACAGAGGACGGUUCACUGGUGUGAUAAAUGGGGGAAAAAAAGUCACGUCUGUAUCAAAUUUGCACAACAGUAAGCUCCUUGAAUGCUGUAUUGACCUCAUUUCACUUGAACUUGUUGCUGAUGCGAUCAAGCUGAAAGAUCCAGAUUUUCAGAUGAAAUCAGAUUUGAACUGUUUAUCAUAUUUUUUUAUGAUUGAGAUUUUCUUUUAUUAAGAACUGUUAAUACAGCUUAUUUGUGCAACUCAUUUGGAUAUUUAUUCCUGGAUAAUGCCACUAGAGAACUGAUUGAGCCGUUUUUUUAUUAUAUACCUAAAGCACUGGCUGAAUCGUUAUUGCAUUAAAUGAACUUGAAUAUU